This is a messenger RNA of Colletotrichum higginsianum IMI 349063, 1983 nucleotides long. Its product is annotated as ATP-NAD kinase. The record is from RefSeq and is a predicted model, not a curated record. Gene Ontology annotation, molecular function: NAD+ kinase activity. NCBI's taxonomy places the organism in Eukaryota, Fungi, Ascomycota, Sordariomycetes, Glomerellales, Glomerellaceae. Bases 1 to 1983 code for a protein of 660 amino acids. Gene Ontology annotation, biological process: NAD+ metabolic process; NADP+ biosynthetic process. The transcript has a single exon.
AUGUCAGGCAUCGUCUCCUCGCCCACCGCCCUGCACCCCGCCCUCAGUAAUCCGAAUCCGCUCCCGCCGGCGCCGGCGCCAUUGCAACAGGCCCAGCAGCAGCCGUCAUACUGUUCCCCUUCCGAACGAGUUAUUAAAACGGGUUCGCUCUCCGACCGUCCCAAAAGCUCAAAUGCCGCUCACGACCGACCUCUCUCUUCUUCAUCUACUUCCGUCUCGACGUCCGCCCUUCCCGCCCUGUCACUUUUUCGCAAUGCAGAAGCGGUAGCAGAGGUCCCAUAUUCUUGUGCCCCAGGCGGACCCCCCGCUGCUGCACCCACGUCAACCUAUGCACCCUCGUCGACGAUAAGGAGAAGCUCACUCUCAAUAACAUCCACCGCCGCCUACCCCGAGCUGCUGCCGCCCCCUCUAUCGAGGUCGUCCAACGCCAACAACGCCGCCCAUCACCCUCCCAAGGGUCACCGUCGCGCUCCCUCGCACGAAGUUCCUCGCCAGACUAUUAUGAAAGCGCUGGCUUCGGUCGUUCGCGGAAACAAACCCGAAGCCCUUUCCCUAACCGGCAUGCUUUCCCAACAGGGUGGUAGCGUCGACAACCGACCCGCUACCUCCUCGUCUCAGAAGCUGGCCGACGCCCUCAACGAGCUCGCCAGCCGGAACAUGACCCCCACCACCGCUCUGCCGUCUCUGCAGUCUCCCUGCUUCUACCACAACCGUUUCGACGAUGCCGUUAAUAUCGACAAAGUCCUUGAGGAGAUCAAGAACGACGACUGCAUGUCUCACUCAAGACUGGUGCAGACCGCCACCGGCGUCCGUGAGGUUUCCAAGCAGCUCCAGCGCCGCCCCAUCAAGCGAGCCGUACGCAACGUCAUGAUUGUUACCAAGGCUCGCGAUAAUCAGCUAGUCUAUCUGACCCGGGAACUCGCUACCUGGCUGCUUCGCACCCCGAGGUACGGCUCCGAAGUUGGCGUCAACGUCUUCGUUGACGCCAAGCUGCGCAACUCUCGUCGUUUUGAUGCCGGCGCCAUCCUCGCCGAGAACCCUGCUUUUCAGGACAUGCUUAAGUACUGGACACCCGACCUGUGCUGGACCCAGCCCGAGAAAUUUGAUCUUGUCCUAACACUCGGCGGCGACGGAACCGUGCUCUUUACUUCGUGGCUCUUCCAGCGCAUUGUUCCUCCCGUCCUGUCCUUCAGCCUGGGCAGUCUCGGUUUCCUGACGAGCUUCGAGUUUGAGAGAUACAAGCAGCAUCUGGACCGCAUUAUGGGGGAGGAGGGCAUGCGCGUGAACCUGCGCAUGCGCUUCACCUGCACUGUCUACCGGUAUGGCACCUUGGGCCAGGAGGCCGAAGAGGGCGAGCAGUUCGAGGUCCUGAACGAGCUCGUCAUUGACCGUGGUCCAUCCCCUUAUGUCUCGAACCUGGAGCUCUACGGCGACGACGAGCUCCUCACCGUGGUGCAGGCCGAUGGCUGCAUCUUUUCAACCCCCACAGGAUCCACCGCCUACUCUCUCUCGGCCGGGGGCUCUCUGGUGCACCCAGAUAUUCCCGCCAUUCUAUUGACGCCAAUCUGCCCGCACACCCUAUCGUUCCGCCCCAUGGUUCUUUCCGACACGAUGCUCCUCCGCGUAUCGGUACCGCGCAACUCACGCGCGACGGCAUACUGCGCCUUCGACGGCAAGGGCCGGGUCGAGCUGAGGCAGGGCGACUAUGUCACCAUCACGGCUUCACAGUACCCCUUCCCUACCGUUGUUCGCACCCAGACGGAGUGGUUCGACAGCGUGUCGCGCACACUUCGCUGGAACACGCGCGCUGCGACGCAGAAAGGCUUUGACCCCUCGGCCGAUGGUAGUCUUUGCCCGUCGGAGGACGGCAAGGACGAGGAUCCGGAAUGGGACAUCGACACAGACUCAGCGUGCUACGCCAGCGAGGACGGCAGCAUCAGCGCGAGCCCGUUGCGAAGACAGAUGAGUCUGUUGGGCAUGUGA